This is a messenger RNA of Eublepharis macularius, 2601 nucleotides long. It is a transcript of the gene SLC1A5, whose product is annotated as solute carrier family 1 member 5. Gene Ontology annotation, biological process: L-aspartate import across plasma membrane. Bases 442 to 2049 code for a protein of 535 amino acids. The transcript has 8 exons. Gene Ontology annotation, molecular function: neutral L-amino acid transmembrane transporter activity; symporter activity; L-aspartate transmembrane transporter activity. The record is from RefSeq and is a predicted model, not a curated record. Lineage: Eukaryota; Metazoa; Chordata; Lepidosauria; Squamata; Eublepharidae. Gene Ontology annotation, cellular component: plasma membrane.
GGGGGUGGGGGGGAAGGCACAAAAGCCGAGUGCGGACCUGAAGGGAGACCAGAGGCGGCCACGUGGAGCAGGAGGGCUUUUAAACGGCCGGAGCCGGCAAGCGGGCCGCAGCCCACGCGGGAAGGAGAAGCAGCUGCGCGACCCGGUCCUCUUGAGUAGGCGAGGACUCGGUUGACGUUGCAGGCUGCACAAAGGAUCGCGCGACCGGCUUGAGUGCCCUUUCGGAGAGGAGGAUCGAUUUCUUGCUUCCCACGUGGCGCCGGAAAGGCGGCUUUAACUCCCCGGGUUGGGUCCUUUUUUCGGACAUUGACCAAAGUUUUGCUCCGCUCUCUCGCCCGGCUGGUUAUUUGUUUUCGCGCCUCCUUUAAAGAGAAAGUUCCGCGCGAACUGAAGCGAGCGCGGCUCGGCUCGGCGCAGAGAAUCGCCCGCGCCCCUCGGACCAUGGCUGCGGAGAAAGACGCGCCCAACGGGGACGUGGGCGCGGCGCACGGCCAGGCCGAGGCCGAGGCCGAGGCGCGCCCGGGCGCCUCCCGGCUGCGCGGCUGCCUGCGGGCCAACCUGCUGGUGCUGCUGACGGUGGCGGGCGUGGUGGCCGGCGUGGCGGUGGGGCUGGGGGCGCGGCAGGUGCCCGGCGGGCUGACCCCCACCCAGGUGCUCUACUUCUCCUUCCCCGGCGAGCUGCUGCUGCGCCUGCUGAAGAUGAUCAUCCUGCCGCUGGUGGUGUGCAGCCUGGUGGCCGGCGCGGCCAGCCUGGACCCGGCCGCCCUGGGCCGGCUGGGCGGCUGGGCCAUGCUCUUCUUCCUGGUGACCACCCUGCUGGCCUCCUCCAUAGGCGUCGCCCUGGCCUUCAUCGUCAAGCCCGGCGAAGGCGCCGCGCCCCCCACGCAAGUGGGGCAGGCCUCGGAGGUGCUCCCGUCCAAAGACGUGGCCGAUUCCUUCCUGGACCUCAUCAGGAACAUUUUCCCUUCCAACCUGGUAUCUGCUGCAUUCCGAUCGUAUGCGACUACUUACGAGACGAUCAAAAAGAACAUAACAGGCGAAGAAGGCGUCAUCUCUGAAAACGUCACCAUGCAGAAGGUCCUUAAAGGUGGAGAGGUCGAAGGGAUGAACAUUCUGGGCCUUGUGGUCUUUGCCAUCGUCUUUGGGAUUGCCCUGCGGAAGCUCGGGGCAGAAGGGGAGAUCCUGGUCAAGUUUUUCAAUUCCUUCAAUGAGGCCACUAUGGUGCUGGUCUCCUGGAUCAUGUGGUAUGCUCCCCUGGGUAUCAUGUUCUUGGUCGCUGGCAAGAUAGUGGAAAUGAAGGACGUUGUGGCCCUCUUCACCAGCCUGGGCAAGUACAUCUGCUGCUGCUUCGUGGGACACGCCAUCCACGGUCUCAUCGUCCUGCCAGCCAUCUACUUUGUCUUCACUCGCAAGAACCCCUACCGGUUCCUUUGGGGCAUCUUCACGGCCCUGGCCACUGCCUUCGGCACUUCCUCCAGCUCUGCCACACUGCCUCUGAUGAUCAAAUGCGUCGAGGAGAACAAUGGUGUCUCCAAGCACAUCAGCCGCUUUAUCCUGCCCAUCGGAGCAACGGUCAACAUGGACGGGGCAGCCCUCUUCCAGUGCGUGGCCGCCGUCUUCAUCGCCCAGCUGAACAACAUGCCCCUCAACUUCAUCCAGGUCAUCACCAUUCUGGUCACGGCAACAGCGUCCAGCGUUGGGGCAGCCGGGAUUCCUGCAGGCGGCAUUCUCACCCUCGCCAUCAUCUUGGAGGCUGUUGGGUUGCCCACCAACGACAUCUCUCUCAUUCUGGCAGUUGACUGGCUCGUGGAUCGCACCUGCACUGUCCUUAACGUGGAGGGGGAUGCCUUCGGCGCGGGUCUCCUGCAAGCGUACACAGACAGGACGAUGGGCAGGGUGGAGGCAGAAGAGCUGGUGGAGAUCAAGACGGACGCGGAAGACGGCAGCAAGCGGGCGGAUGCCCAGGAGGGCUCUCCGCUGAUCAAGAGAGGAGGCGUGCCUGCCUCUUUAGUACGCGUCAACUCUUGCGAGAAGGAAUCCGUGAUGUAACUGGGGGGAUGAAGCCUGGACGACAUGGAGACUUUUUUUUAAAAAAAAGUUUUAAAGUUCGAAUGUUAAGGACCGCGUUCAAAUCUGCCCUAUCCUUUGAGACUUGAACUUGCCACAAGGCGGGGCAGCAGGUGAUGGGGACUCUUUGUGCUGCCUCCUUAUGUCCAACUGCUCAGGCUUCACACAGCGUAAAACUCGGAAGGGUUACGGGUGCGAGGGCUCAGUCCUGCCAGGGAACUGUCUGUCCUGGAAGCUUUUGCCCCUCAGUAGAUAGCAGGGGUGGAAACUGCAGUGGCCGCAGCUGCUUCCUGGUGAGAGAAAAGACAUUCUGCACAUCCUCAGAGGCUCUCUGCUUUACACGUUCCAGACUGAUUUCCCCCCAGCAUUUAACUCUUGAAUCCACAAGAUGAAAAAUGGCAGCUGGGUCCAGGGAGGCCUCCCUCCGAAUCACUCCUUUCUCCUGUUGGUGACCUCCAGCUGUCUUGCUGCUCUUAAAUUUUAUUUUAAAUAUAUUUUUGGACCAAACAAGCAAAAAAGAACAUCUCAAAAGUC